Capronia coronata CBS 617.96 is the source of this 2703-nucleotide messenger RNA. Its product is annotated as chitin synthase 3. Gene Ontology annotation, cellular component: cell septum; cell periphery. Gene Ontology annotation, molecular function: chitin synthase activity. The record is from RefSeq and is a predicted model, not a curated record. The coding region runs from base 1 to 2703 and encodes 900 amino acids. The transcript has 3 exons. NCBI's taxonomy places the organism in Eukaryota, Fungi, Ascomycota, Eurotiomycetes, Chaetothyriales, Herpotrichiellaceae.
AUGGCAAAUCCAUACCCAGGUCAUCAGCUGAAUGACAUCCCACCCAUGAAUGUUUACAGACCUCCCGCCCACCGUUCAGAAGACGAAGCAGAACAUUCCUUACUCCAUCCAACCGCCACAUAUCAAUCGCAAUAUGACGAUCCUCACUCUCGACCUCUGACCCCGGGACAAGAGUCGGUCUACACCUUGAAUGAAUCCUACGUGGGAGGGGACGCUUCAAAAGUGCCAGUGACGACUUACAAUCCACAACAUACUCAACCAUACGGCCCAGGUUAUGGGCUGAGCAAUGCGCAGGCAGGCUUCCCCCCGGCAGGCCCGCCCGAUCCCAUUGACCGAACCGAUUCAACUGAAGCAUGGCGAGAGCGGCAAGCGCCUGGGUUCGGGACAAUCAAGCGUUACGCGACCAGAAAGGUCAAACUAGUCCAGGGCAGCGUUCUGAGUAUUGACUACCCAGUUCCCAGUGCCAUACAGAAUGCGAUUCAGUCAAAGUACCGAAAUGACCUUGAAGGCGGCAGUGAGGAGUUCACACACAUGCGGUACACGGCAGCAACUUGCGAUCCUGAUGAUUUCACCUUGAAGAAUGGGUACAAUCUACGCCCAGCAAUGUACAACCGGCAUACUGAACUGCUCAUUGCUAUUACCUAUUACAACGAGGACAAGGUUUUGACGGCUCGCACUCUCCAUGGUGUCAUGCAAAAUAUUCGCGACAUCGUCAACCUGAAGAAGUCCGAAUUCUGGAAUAAGGGCGGCCCGGCAUGGCAAAAGAUCGUUGUCUGUCUCGUGUUCGACGGAAUUGACCCCUGCGACAAGAACACUCUCGACUUGCUAGCCACUGUCGGCGUCUACCAAGACGGCGUCAUGAAGAAGGACGUGGAUGGCAAGGAGACGGUGGCUCAUAUCUUCGAAUACACGACACAACUUUCGGUAACCGCGAAUCAACAAUUGAUCCGACCUAAUGACAACGACGCGACUUCCCUGCCGCCUGUACAGAUGAUUUUCUGUCUGAAGCAGAAGAACAGCAAGAAGAUCAAUUCUCACAGAUGGUUGUUCAAUGGGUUUGGCCGCAUCCUAAACCCGGAAGUCUGUAUCCUGCUCGAUGCUGGGACGAAGCCCGGUUCCAAGUCGUUGAUGGCGCUUUGGCAAGCUUUCUACAAUGACAAAGACCUGGGUGGCGCUUGUGGUGAAAUCCAUGCCAUGUUGGGCCCCGGCGGAGUCUUUGGAAGAAAACUCUUGAAUCCCCUGGUCGCUGCUCAAAACUUCGAAUACAAGAUCAGCAACAUUCUUGACAAACCCUUGGAGAGUUCGUUCGGCUACGUGAGUGUCUUGCCCGGCGCAUUUUCGGCAUACCGGUUCCGAGCCAUCAUGGGUCGUCCUCUCGAGCAGUAUUUUCACGGCGACCACACUCUAUCCAAGAGAUUGGGCAAGAAAGGUAUCGAAGGCAUGAACAUCUUCAAAAAGAACAUGUUUCUGGCCGAAGAUCGUAUUCUGUGCUUUGAACUGGUCGCCAAAGCCGGGUCGAAGUGGCAUCUUACCUACGUCAAAGCCUCCAAAGCCGAAACGGAUGUGCCCGAAGGUGCGCCUGAGUUCAUCGGACAGCGUCGACGUUGGCUCAACGGCUCCUUUGCCGCCUCCAUCUAUUCGUUGAUGCAUUUCUCCCGCAUGUACAAGUCCGGACACAACAUCAUCCGAAUGUUCUUUCUCCACAUCCAAAUGGUUUACAACAUCGUCUCCGUCAUCCUGUCAUGGUUUUCGCUCGCUUCGUUCUGGCUGACCACCAAGGUCAUGAUGGACCUGGUGGGCCAACCCAGCUCCAGCAACAACAAUUCGGCCUUUCCGUUCGGUAACACUGCUACCCCGAUCGUCAACACAAUCCUGGAAUACCUGUACUUGGCUUUUCUGCUGCUCCAAUUCAUCCUGGCAUUGGGAAAUCGACCCAAGGGCUCCAAAGUGGCAUACAUCAUCUCGUUCUGCCUCUUUGGCCUCAUUCAACUCUAUGUCAUCGUUUUAUCCAUGUAUCUGGUGGUGCGGGCCUUCACCAGCAAAGAUGGCACUGAUAUUGUUACGAACGAGGGAGCGAAUGAAUUUGUCAAGUCCUUCUUCGCCUCAACCGGACCUGGAAUUGUCAUCAUCGCACUCGCCGCCACGUUCGGGCUGUACUUUGUCGCCUCGUUCCUAUACAUGGACCCAUGGCACAUGUUCACGUCCUUCAUUCAAUACCUGCUCCUCAUGCCGUCUUUCAUCAACAUUCUGAUGAUUUAUGCUUUCAGCAAUUGGCAUGACGUCUCUUGGGGAACCAAGGGUGCAGACAAGGCUGAUGUCCUCCCUUCCGCGCAAACAAAGAAGGACGAGAAGAGCAAGACUGCAGUUGUCGAAGAAGUCGACAAGCCACAAGCAGAUAUUGACAGUCAAUUUGAGGCGACUGUUCGACGUGCUCUGGCCCCCUACAAGCCACCGGCAGAAAAGGAAGAGAAGACUUUGGAGGACUCUUACAAGAACUUCCGAACUCGACUGGUUGCGACAUGGAUCUUCUCGAACGCCUUGCUUGCUGUUGCAAUAACAAGCGACAGUAUUGACGACUUCGGGUUUUCGGACGAGCCACUUCUUCCAAGCCCUCCUGUGGACUACCGCAUCAUUGUCUCUGGUUCGCUUCAUCGGCUGCUGUUGGUUCCUCGGAAGAACCGGGUUGUUAUGCUGUUUCAAUAG